UACGGUUCGACGGUUCGGUUCGGUUCGGAUAAAGACAGACGGACUAGACGGAACAGUAACCUGAGCCGAACGGGCCCUCGCCACACACCGCCCGCCCCUUCGACGCCCCUUCGACCCGAACGGGCCCCUUGGGCUGUUUCAUGUAUAGUUCCGGGUGUUAUGUAAGGAAGGAGGGAGUUCGGGAAUAAGUAUGUAUUGCCAAGACGUGAUGUGCGGCGGGUGGGUGCUGGGUGGGUGGUAGAUAUAAAGGGGGGCCGGGGCAUGCUAGUGAUUGAUGACUUUGUAUUUUUUCUUCAUUCUUUCUUCAUUUUUUUCUGCUGGCAUAAUACCUGUCUGUUGUCUGUGGGGGUGAGGUUGGCCUGCCUGGUGUACGACCUGAUGUACACGAGGUGUGGGUGGGUGGGUAUUGGCAUUUUAACCGAUGAACACAAGGAAGGGAACAAACGAAACGAAACGAACGUUUCAACUAUUUAAAGACGGAUGACACCACUGUCUGUGUACACCGGGCGAUGGAUGGAUGGAUGGAUGGAUGAUCAACCGUUGAUUCACGGCGGGACGAAGAACUACACCGACCAACCGGGACCGUACAACUG
This is a messenger RNA of Neurospora tetraspora, 593 nucleotides long. RefSeq lists its product as uncharacterized. The record is from RefSeq and is a predicted model, not a curated record. NCBI's taxonomy places the organism in Eukaryota, Fungi, Ascomycota, Sordariomycetes, Sordariales, Sordariaceae. Bases 262 to 474 code for a protein of 70 amino acids. The transcript has a single exon.